AUGAAUGUUCUAUCAUGUUCCAUCAACACACUAAAUGGGUUAUACGAUAUAUCCGGUGUGGAAGUAGGCCAACAUUUUUAUUGGAAAAUCGGGGGUUUCCAAGUCCACGGCCAAGUACUUAUUACUUCUUGGGUUGUAAUUGCUAUCUUAUUAGCUUCAGCCACUCUAGCCGUUCGGAACCCACAAACCAUUCCGACCAGCGGUCAGAAUUUCUUCGAAUAUGUCCUUGAAUUUAUUCGAGAUGUGAGUAAAACUCAAAUUGGAGAAGAAUAUGGUCCUUGGGUUCCUUUUAUUGGAACUAUGUUUCUAUUUAUUUUUGUUUCUAAUUGGUCAGGCGCCCUUUUACCUUGGAAAAUCAUACAAUUACCUCAUGGGGAGUUAGCCGCCCCCACGAAUGAUAUAAAUACUACUGUUGCUUUGGCUUUACUCACAUCAGUGGCAUAUUUCUAUGCGGGUCUUAGCAAAAAAGGAUUAGGUUAUUUCGGUAAAUAUAUUCAACCAACUCCAAUUCUUUUACCUAUUAACAUCUUAGAAGAUUUCACAAAUCCCCUAUCACUUAGUUUUCGACUUUUCGGAAAUAUAUUAGCCGAUGAAUUAGUAGUUGUUGUUCUUGUUUCUUUAGUACCUUCAGUGGUUCCUAUCCCUGUCAUGUUCCUUGGAUUAUUUACAAGUGGUAUUCAAGCUCUUAUUUUUGCAACUUUAGCUGCGGCUUAUAUAGGUGAAUCCAUGGAGGGCCACCAUUGACUAGUUUUCUAAAUAGUCUUUUUUUACUUUAACCUAAGGCAAUGUUGUGUGGCUAAAAAAAAUUGACUUAGGGAAUGAAAAUACCCAACUACACUAUAUAUGAUCUAGAGUAAUAGAAAAAAAGAUUACAAUAAAGAUUACAAUAUUGAUAUUAGAGUAGAGAAUAAAAAAAAAGGAAAGAGAUCUCAAAGAUCUUUUUCCUAAAAUUCCCGUUUGGUGCAUUUAUAUCAUAAUCAUACUUUCCCCUCAAUGAAUAUUGAGUUUAGAUUGGUCAUCGAAUCCGAAUAUGAACUAUUCGGAGUCGUAAUUUGACGAAGAAGUCUUGUACGAUGUGUGAUUAAAUAAAAAAAGGAUGUUCUAGAGAACGAUUCCCCCUUUUCAGUUGAUUUUAUUCAACGAUUGACCAAACGAAAAUAUUAAUAAAUAAUAAAUUGUACGAACUUAGAUCAAUCAAAUCAAUUUCUAUGCAACGAUUCGGCCCAAUCAAUUUAUCCAUUUAUUAUCUUAUCAAUUUAGGUUGCGUGAUAAUGAUAAAGAAAGGGAAAGGAUAAUUUCUAAAAAAGGGGAUUUAUAAAUGGUUCGUAGAGGCGAGGUCGAACUAGGUAUAUGGAAUUGAAUGGCUAUAAGUUAACUCUUGUCAAGGGUUAGACGCAUCCUUAUCAAAUUAGCUUGAAUUAAAGAUUAGGGAAGAGUUGGUUUACAUUGUGGAAGAAAGACAUGUAUAUGUGAUAUUAGAUAUUGACUAGUUAUAUAUGAGCUAAAGAUAUAUCUAAUUUCCCCUACUAAUCGAAUGUGAAUGUAGAUGGGGAUUCUAUAUAUAUAAGUCCUUCUGUCUCAUCUGUGACUGUGAGUUCAAUGAAUAAACGGAUGAAGUCAAUAAAAAAAUCGAAGAAUUCAAAGAGCGUUUCGGGACAAAGAAACGGAAAAACUAAAGUUGUAUGGAUUCACAAAGACUUUCUCGAGAGAAACUAAAAAAGAGAUAUCAAAGUCGUUUUGAUGAUUCAAGAAUGUUAUUACUUAAAUUCAAAGUUCGUAGUUACUUCGACUGUAUGAAUCGUAGCAAUGGAAUCAUUAAGUCAUAGUUCAUUGGUUGAAUGUAUCAUUAACCAUUUUUUUUUGGUACGAGGAACUUAUCAUGAAUCCACUGAUUUCUGCCGCUUCCGUUAUUGCUGCUGGAUUGGCUGUAGGGCUUGCUUCUAUUGGACCUGGAGUUGGUCAAGGUACUGCUGCGGGUCAAGCUGUAGAAGGUAUCGCGAGACAGCCCGAGGCGGAGGGAAAAAUACGAGGUACUUUAUUGCUUAGUCUAGCUUUUAUGGAAGCUUUAACCAUUUAUGGCCUGGUUGUAGCAUUAGCACUUUUAUUUGCGAAUCCUUUUGUUUAAUAUUCGAAAUAUGAAAAAUCAAAAUUUUUCAUAUUUUAUUGCCUUGGACUUGUGCUUUGCUUUUUCGAAUUAAAUAAAGAUUUCAUUCCUAGAAUUACUUAUUCGUUGAGAAAAUAACCCACGGGAAGGGCUGAUUUGCGGAUGAGGAAUUAGCAUACCAACUUGCUUUCAUCCUUCCCGUUCGUGUUCGUAGGCCUUUUUUUAGUUUUUAAGAGGGGUUGCAACCAAGGAGGUAAUUCAUUAUUUCUAAAUCGAAUAAAAAAUCUAUUCUAUUUAGAAAGUAGGAAACUAGCAAUAUCAAUAUAUAUAAGAGGGCAAAGUAAUACAAAAAGAACUCUGUUCGAUUUUUUAGUCUAUCUAUA
Molecule: messenger RNA, 2487 nt
Organism: Lactuca sativa (garden lettuce)
Lineage: Eukaryota; Viridiplantae; Streptophyta; Magnoliopsida; Asterales; Asteraceae
Source: RefSeq, a predicted model, not a curated record